AUGGUCCCAAACGAGGUUUUCCAAAAGUUGCUCUAUGAUCUGUUUUGUAUGUGGCACGGUGUACAACGACAUUACGAUCCUCCAAUACCUGAUAGUGAAGAGCAGCGAAUGCAAAAGGUGAAAAACUUGAUCUGUAAACUUCUCACUGAGAUUGAUGGACGUGUCAACCGAAUCAAGCAGAACAACAGUCAUCAACGUGGACAAGAUUUUUAUGAAGAAUGGACGAUGCUGACGUGGAAUGUCUUGUGCAUUACGAACCGUCUUCAGAAUAGUCUCUCUCAAGUUGUGGUUUCAAACGAGGAUAAGAUGAUCUACUCUCGUUUGAAUCAAGCUCUUGUUGAGUUGGUUAACUAUUCAAGAGACUUUCUUCCAUUCCCUUCAAGUAAUGAAAUGGAUCCAGAAUAUGUUAUGCUGAGAGACAAAAUGAAUCUGACAAUGAUGAGUCUUCACGGUUUAUACCGUCAGAUGAACUCAGCAAUGUAUCAGACUCCAGAUGACGUGGAGAACUUCAGAAUCCAUCUUCAAACAUUUGGAGAUGAUAUUCUGGUUCCUUGCCUAGAACAAUACAAGACCUUCUGCAAUAAGAAUUGUAUGACUCUCUGGUCAACAGUUCGAUCUGUUCAAGUGGAGAGAAUGAGAGAUCAAGUCAAAGAUCAUGAUUCUUCAAUUGAAAAUCUUGUUUCUUUCUACUCAAAUAUGACAUAUGUGCUGGCUGUUCUUGGUGCUCGUCUUCAAGGAUUCAGAUACGAUUUGACUGUGAAUAAGAAGUUUUUCAAUUUCGAUCCAGUCGCUCACAUGUCUGAAGCUGUUUUCGCUGCUCUCGAACUUCUGAUGUCAAAUUGUGUCUUGGCCACAGAGCCAUCAACUAGUGCUAUUUUGGUGACCAACAAUUUAUUUGCAAUGAAUUGUGGAGCAUUGGCACGAGGAGUUGUGUUCAAAGACUUUGAGAUUCAAGUAGUUUCAGAGGAAACAGCCGAACACAUUCAAUCAGAAAUGUCUCGUCAACGUCUUCUACAACAUCCUGCUCCAAUAGGAAGCGUUCCAUCUGCAGCUCUACUUGCAAUGAAACCAACAACUGGAACGAAAAGAAGUAAUGCAGCGAGUAAUGCUGAUUCAGCUAACAACACAGCUCACAAGAAAAGUGAUGUAAACAGCAAAGAAAGUGUCAUCAUAUACCCAGUCUAUAACAGUAAGAACAGAUAUUGGGCAGCUACUUAUCCUCAUCUUUUGUGUACUACGAGACAAAAAGGACGUCAAUCAGUUCACAAUUCGUAUCAAGAUUUAUCUCCAUCUGGAACAAAUACAUCAUCUUCGAACAAUGACAAACAAGGAAGUGGAAAACGUCCGAUAUUCUAUUUCCAUAUAAAAGCAACUAUGUUUUCUCCGUCUGGAAGAUUCGCCACUGCUCAUACACUAUCACUUCCAUUCACAAUCGCAACAAGAAGAAAUCAAGAUUGUCAAGUACAGAGAAUGAUGUCAUCCUACACUGCAACAAUAUUUUGGUUAUACGGAUGUAACAGUCAGGAUGGUCUUCUUUUGCAAUGGAUUGAUGGUGGAAUGCAUUGGGAUCAUUUCAAACAUUUGUUCAAACAACACUUUAAAGUGAAUGCGGACGUGCAGAGGGGUCUUAUUGACAAUGAUUUUGAACUUUUGAAGUAUAAACUACAGUGUCCCGACUGUUGUUCAGGCCAAGAUGGAGCAAGAAUCAAUGGAGUUCAACAAAUCGUCACAUUCAAGAAUGUACUGUGUCCACACCUCCGUUAUGAAUGUAACAGUACAAAUGUUCGUUUCUCAGUUUGGCGUGGAAUGCUGGAGCUUCUUCAAAUUUUCCAUGACACCAGAAACAACGUCCGCAAACUUUGGGAAAUGGGAAUUCUGAUGGGAUUCUUGGAAUUCGAAGAAGUUGACAGUCUACUGGAGAAGCACAAAUCGGCGCUUAUCAUGCGUCUUUCAUUCGUCACUGGAGGAACCAUCUGCUUCACUGUCAAAUCUCUUGCUCACACUCUGGAUGCCCGAGCCACUCGUCCAAUUCAUUUGGAGCCUCUUGAUCUGAAAAGGCUUCAACAGAAAUGUCUUCGAGACUAUCUUCGAGAUAUUGCGGAUGCUGAAAAAGUCAAAUAUCUUGUGACUGCAGAUCACGAAGUUAUGAGGAUUGAUGAUAUGCUCGAGGAGUUGAAAGAUCUCGGAGGAAAACCAGAUAGUCCAUCAGAAAGUCGAGAAAUUUCCAGUAAUAUUACUCAUAUGGGUGAUAUCGACACAAUGCAACAUAUCAAAUUCACUGCGAUGAGAAUUGCAGUUGUCACUUGUAAAGUGAAACCACCAUCUGCCGAUCAAGAAGAAAAUGAUGCGUUACGAAAUCGCUUAUCAGCAACCUUCGGAACACGAGAUGACGAAUUUCUCCGUGAAUUCGUUACACUUUCCAAUCUAUAUGGAAAAAGCAAACAAGAUUUGAUUGAUGCUCUUGAUUCAAUCCAUGACAAGUUCCAACCAGGACCAGUUCGAAAAACCUCUUCUGUGUAUGACGCAACUCGGCAGAUUCCACUCGUCCCUGCUCCGAUAUCUCACAAUAUGGGGCCACCUAUGAUCUCUCCACCUCCUGCUAAGUUGGUUCGAGCUGAGCUUCCGCAGCCGUCCGGUGCAAUGAUGCGAGUGAGCUGCUCGCCCCCGAAGCCGUCGUCCCAGUUACCAUCACCGCCACUUCCCCAGACGGUACUUCCACAUAUGUUCAACAAUGGAGUGUCAAUGAUCUACGAUCAUCAUCAACCACAUUUCCAAUAUUAA
This is a messenger RNA of Caenorhabditis remanei, 2781 nucleotides long. RefSeq lists its product as uncharacterized. Gene Ontology annotation, molecular function: DNA-binding transcription factor activity, RNA polymerase II-specific; RNA polymerase II cis-regulatory region sequence-specific DNA binding. The transcript is spliced from 8 exons. The coding region runs from base 1 to 2781 and encodes 926 amino acids. Gene Ontology annotation, biological process: regulation of transcription by RNA polymerase II; cell surface receptor signaling pathway via JAK-STAT; defense response. The record is from RefSeq and is a predicted model, not a curated record. NCBI's taxonomy places the organism in Eukaryota, Metazoa, Nematoda, Chromadorea, Rhabditida, Rhabditidae.